UUGUUUAUCGCGAGUCAAUUGCCCACUAUUUUGAGCGACGGACAUACCCUACGCACCUGUUGGCUGAUGUAGUAGAAGUUCGCAAAUAUCAACAUGCUUCAUGAUAGAAUUAGAAAGCGAAACUAAAGAUAUCUUCAUUUUGGCUCUGUUUUCGCAUCUUUUGCCUAUCUGGAACCUGAUUCGAGACGCAUCAAUCCUAGUCGUGAUCCUUCUACUUGAUUCUAUAUGCUUUGAGUGCUAGACCUAGAGGGCUCGAAGAAAUGGUGCUCUGCUGCCCUUGCGGGCCCAUGUGCCUGCCGCUGCUGCUUGUCUUUCUACAGCCACUGUGGAACAUGCUGCCGGAGGAGAGUGUGAGAAAGCCUAUUCUCGGAUUCUGGAACACACGGUGUUACCCGUUUUUCGUCUUACCCGUCGUCUCCAAAUUACCGCAGUGGAUGCAGAAGUGGUUUGGGGUAGUGCCUUCUGAAUCAAAAUCAGGCGGAGGCUGUUGUGCAAAGGGAGCAUGUGGCGACACAAAAGAGGUAGAACUGAUGCCAACAACAGACGGGGGAAGCUCUUCUGGAAGCGAUUGUUGCGCUUCACCGGGAAAAGCAAAGGCAUCAUAGCAUCCACUGGGAAAUAAUGGGUUUGAGGACUGCUUGCGCUGAUGGUCUGCAUCCCCUUCAGCAAAGAAGAAAGCUAAAUGCAUCGAUCGCAUGUUGAAUUUGCGAUCGUGAUCAUCGAUACUGAUUAUCUUUCCGGAUAGUAGGUCGUCACCGAUAGAGA
Amoebophrya sp. A25 is the source of this 765-nucleotide messenger RNA. The record is from the annotation of a GenBank genome assembly. Lineage: Eukaryota; Dinophyceae; Syndiniales; Amoebophryaceae.